AAUUUGCAUCUCGACCGCAGCUCUGGACCCUUCAGGAGUUCCAAAGAGGAAGACGGAUGCGACCACAGAGUCUACCUGAGAAUGCUACCUGUCCCCUGGCUUCAGCAUGGCACCCUAGGAACGCCGUUAACCUGCCCCCUUCCUCCACUCCUGUUUUUGCCUUCGUCAUCUCCUAUAACCCACUGACUUUUUGAUCCCUCUCUGCACCCAGCUGAAGUCCCAGUAAUAUGAGUACAAGAGCUUUUAUUUUGGACAUGUUGUUUUUUCCUUUCAAUGCUGCCGGCCACCAUGGCUCUGGUGGGAAGCGCCACUAUACUCCUCAGCAGGUUGCUAAUCAUUGUCUGGUGUGGCUCUUGGGACUCGGGCUGCACCUGACCCUUUCCUCGUGUCAGCGAGUUGACCUGAAACACCCCAUAGUGUCCACAGGUUAUGGAAAGGUCCGGGGUAUCAAGAAGGAUCUCAACAAUGAGAUCUUGGGCCCAGUGGAACAGUACCUAGGUGUGCCAUAUGCCACCGCACCUAUUGGCGAGCGCCGCUUCCAGCCUCCGGAAGCUCCUGGUUCCUGGCAAGAGAUCCGCAACGCCACCCAUUUCGCGCCAGUGUGUCCCCAGAACGUGCACGGGGUUUUACCCGAGAUCAUGCUGCCAGUGUGGUUCACGGACAACCUGGAUGCUGCAGCGACGUACGUUCAGAACCAGAGUGAGGACUGCCUUUACCUCAACAUCUACGUACCCACUGAAGAUGGUCCGCUCACAAAAAAACAAGAUGAGUCUACAAUGAACAGACCCAGGGAUGAAGACAUUCGGGACCGCCGCAAGAAGCCGGUGAUGCUGUUCAUCCACGGAGGCUCCUACAUGGAGGGCUCGGGGAACAUGUUCGACGGUAGCGUCCUCGCCGCCUAUGGAAACGUCAUCGUGGUCACCAUGAACUAUCGGCUUGGUGUGCUCGGGUUUCUGAGCACAGGGGACCAGUCUGCUAAGGGGAACUAUGGCUUGUUGGACCAGAUCCAGGCCCUGCGCUGGCUCAAUGAAAACAUUGGCCACUUUGGAGGAGACCCAGAUAGAAUCACCAUCUUUGGCUCAGGGGCUGGUGCCGCCUGUGUGAACCUUCUCAUCCUUUCCCACCACUCCGAGGGCCUGUUCCAGAGGGCCAUAGCUCAGAGUGGCUCAGCCAUCUCCAGCUGGUCAGUCAACUACCGACCGCUCAUGUACACCAAGAUCCUGGCGAAGAAGGUCGGCUGCACUCUGGGCGAUAUGGCUGAGUUGGUGGACUGCCUGCGGAGAAAGAGUUUUCGGGAGUUGGUGGACCAGGACAUCCAGCCUGCACGCUACCACAUCGCCUUUGGGCCCGUGGUAGACGGAGACGUGGUGCCGGACGACCCAGAGAUCCUCAUGCAGCAGGGCGAAUUCCUCAACUACGACAUACUGCUCGGGGUCAACCAGGGGGAGGGCCUGAAGUUCGUGGAUGACAGUGAAGGAGAGGAUGGAAUAUCGGCCGCCUCUUUUGACUACACUAUCUCCAACUUUGUGGACAAUCUCUAUGGAUACCCUGAUGGUAAAGAUAUCCUGAGGGAAACCAUAAAGUUCAUGUACACAGACUGGGCUGACAGGGACAACAGUGACAUGCGUAGGAAGACCCUCCUGGCGCUGUUCACGGACCAUCAGUGGGUGGCCCCGGCUGUCGCCACGGCCAAACUGCAUGCUGAGUUCCAGUCGCCUGUCUACUUCUAUACCUUCCACCACCACUGUCAGACUGAGGCAAGGCCAGACUGGGCUGACGCUGCCCAUGGAGAUGAGAUCCCCUAUGUGUUUGGGAUUCCCAUGGUGGGAGCCACUGACCUGUUCCCCUGUAACUUCUCCAAGAAUGACGUAAUGCUCAGUGCAGUAGUCAUGACGUACUGGACCAACUUUGCCAAGACAGGGGAUCCUAACUUGCCAGUUCCUCAGGACACCACAUUUAUCCACACGAAGCCAAACCGUUUCGAGGAGGUCAUCUGGACUAAGUUCAGCUCCAAAGACAAGCAGUACUUGCAUAUUGGCCUGAAGCCCCGUGUCAGAGAUAACUACCGUGCCAACAAGGUGGCCUUUUGGCUGGAGCUGGUGCCACAUCUCCACAGCCUACACGAGGAAAUCCUUAGCUCCAUCACGACCCGACUGCCGCCCGGAGGCACCAGCCGCUGGAAGGUCCCUCAUCCAGGCACCCGCUCCACACGGCACCCCGUGAUCUCCACCUAUCCGCCGGACCCUGAACCCGACGGUUCGGAGAGACCCCGCUAUUCCCCCUUCCCCAGCGAGACGCGGGACUACUCCACCGAGCUGAGCGUGACCGUCGCCGUUGGCGCCUCUCUUCUUUUCCUGAACGUGCUCGCCUUCGCCGCACUUUACUACAAGCGCGACAAGCGCCACGAACUCAUGCAGAGACGCCACCGCCGACUCUCCCCGCAGCGUGGCACGACGAUGGGCAUGGGUGUCGGAAUGGGAGUCGUGGGGGCGCCACCGCACAAUGACCUGGCUCUGAGUCAGGAGGAGGAGCUGAUGUCACUUCAGAUGAAGCAGCAGAGGGUGGAGCUGGAGCACGGGACGCCCCUGCCUUCCCGCGGCGUCCACGGCGACCUGGAACCCCUGCGGCCCCCCGUGUGCCCACCCGACUACACGCUGGCCCUGCGACGGGCUCCGGAGGACGUGCCAUUGAUGACAGCCAAUACAAUCACCAUGAUCCCCAGCACUAUCAGCAGCAUGCAGCCUCUCCACCCCUUCAACACUUAUCCCCCGGUUCCGGCACCAUCUACUACACCCGUCCCCAGCCACAGCAACAAUGCCCUGCCACACCAACACUCCACCACCCGUGUAUAGGACCAGGCACAAGCUCUGCUGUCCCCUCUCUGGGCUUACAGAGAUGCACCACACAAACUGCUCCAUACAAACUUCACUCUCAUCGCCCUCUUUUCUUCUUCUUCUUCUUCUUCUUCUUCUUCUUCACUAUAUGUUUUGUCUCUUCUCAUUAAGCCCUCAAAUAAAGCUGCACUUUGUAAGAUCCGAAGCAGUGAAAUACCUCUAGACUGUAAUCAUAACACAAAAGGGACUUGAUUGAAAAGCUUCUUUGAAAAGCUUGUCAUCCUGCUGAAGGUACAAACUGCUUUUCCCCGUCGAAGCUCUUUGAAUAUGCGGCACUUGGAGCAGUCACCAAACAUGCAGCUUUAACCGUGGAGCUCUCCCUCGAAGAGGUUUCGAGAAAAUCACAAUCAGUCAGGCAUCUAAUGUGUAGCUUGGUUGUUUUGCGCAUGUGUUGACGUGUCAGUGUAAAGCUAUGUUGAACAUAGAAAACAAAUGUUCCCUUUUAGUUAUUUAGUGAAACACAGUCGCGAGCGGCUUGUAUGAGGCAACAUAUGCACCAACAAGCUGCCUGUCAUAAAGCGCUGAUUUCCCGAAACUUACAAAUUGCAGCUUUACAGGCCCAAUCUGGAAGUGAAAUUUGGCACCCUGUGUUGAGCACUGUGUCCAAACAGCUGUCUGAGAUUACUGUUUAGUGUGUAAUGUAUUGACACGGCUGGGAGUGCAAGGAUGAGCGCUAUUUGACAGCGAAGCAUGAGUUUUUCCAUCCUAAAACUUAAUUUCUCCCACUUACAAAUGUGUGUACCUGUUUUCGGGUAUAAUGCUACCUAAUUGUCAUCCUAAAGAUCCGUAUACUCACUUUCGCUUUCGCUUUCGAGACAUUUCCAGAUUGGGGCUUCACCUGUCAGACGGUACAGGAAAUAACCGAGUCCCACUCGGCCUGUGGGACACAACCUGGAAUCCAGGCUGCCCAUUAGAGCUCGCUGCAUCUCCGCCUCGCAGGCUCUAAUCAUGCCCAUUACUUUAUUUGUUACUCGCUCAUUAUCUCUCUGUCUGUAUCCCCACCUCGGCUCAUUUAACUGCUUCUCUCUUCUCGCCGCCUCGCACUCCUUCUCUCGCUCUGCAUCGGCCCUUGUAGCUCUUUUUAUUAAACCAUUAACGUAUUCCAUUUCCAUCUCAACUUCUUUCUCGCAAUCACUUCUAGACUCUCUUUUCCUUUUGGAGUCUUUUAUACAAAAAACACAAAUGUAAAUGAUGUAUUAUUAAUAAAUUGUAAGGAUAUGAAUGAAAAAAAAAAAAGAUAUUCUGAUAUCUCGUUUUUACCAGCAUUCUUGGUGCCAAGUACUGUGAUAACGUUCCUCUUUCACUGGCGUCCAGUGGAGCGUCUGGAGAGGUCCAUCAUGACUGUAUCUUACAAAAGGAAUUACCAUCAUAAAAAGUGCCAACCCCUUCAUCUUUCUUUUUGAACCACACACUUCUUCUUUUUUUUCUUUUUUCUUUUUUUUUAUUACACUCAAUGUUGCACUGUGGCUGGUCUCUUUUUUAAAGGGAAAUCAGAUUCAAUAUAUCCUCAUUUAAAAAAAUAUAUAUAUAAAGUUUUAUUAACUACUUUGCUGCGUGGAAUAUUUGCAUGAUGUUUUUUUUUCAUUUCUAAAGCGUGUGGACAAAAGAAUUUGUAAUCUUGAUUAUUUGCCUUGUUCUUCAUUUAUUUUUAAUUUUAUUUUAAUUUCGAAAAUCAUUUUCAUUACUAUUUUAAUAUCAGCUGCACUUUGUGGUACUUCAGAAAGUAUUAAGAGAUGAAUAUUGUGUAAAACUAUAACAAAGAGAGUAAAUAUUUCCUCCUUAUUUUUUUCCCCCGUUUCCUAACACUGAGGCUGUGCCGCAAAACUACCAGAGAGACUGAUGAGUUUUCGUUUGACCCCCCCUCCCUCCCCUUUUUGCUUUUCGCUGUUUAUCUUUUGCAACCGCACAGUCACUGUCUCUCAAACUCACCUGAAGAAGCACUUUUUUAAGUUACAAAAAAAAAGAGAGAGAGAGAGACUACUUUAAAUGAAUAGUCUAAAUAAGGUUUUUGUCUGUGACUGACAUUGACCACAUGCUUCAAGUGUUCGGAGACUGCCCGACAGUUAUCUUUUCGUCUGCUCUUUUGUUGUUUCAUGACUCUCCCCCCUUUCCAAGGCGGGAGAACGGAUGAGAUAUAUUUAUGGUCAAAAGGUCAGAGAGCCUUGUAUGCGCGUUUCACAUCUUUCGCACAAUUGACACAGAGACGGGUCACACUCUGGACAACUCUAUAAAAAAAAAAAAAAGAGAAAAGAAAA
This is a messenger RNA of Mugil cephalus (flathead mullet), 5149 nucleotides long. RefSeq names its product neuroligin 2b (gene nlgn2b). Gene Ontology annotation, biological process: neuron cell-cell adhesion; chemical synaptic transmission; postsynaptic membrane assembly. Gene Ontology annotation, molecular function: signaling receptor activity; neurexin family protein binding. The transcript has 8 exons. The record is from RefSeq and is a predicted model, not a curated record. The coding region runs from base 228 to 2852 and encodes 874 amino acids. NCBI's taxonomy places the organism in Eukaryota, Metazoa, Chordata, Actinopteri, Mugiliformes, Mugilidae. Gene Ontology annotation, cellular component: cell surface; postsynaptic specialization membrane; synapse.